AUGAAUUUAAGCAACACACUUAGUAGACAAACCUACUCUGAAGGUGGUAUUUAUGAUUAUGAGGUUGGCGAUGAUGAUGAUGAUGAUGAAGAUGCUGGUGGCAUCGAUGAGGAUGAUGAUGAUCGUAAAAAUAAUCCACGCCACCCUAUUGAUACCCACCUGCAAGUACCGACUGGGAAUGGUAUGGACGGUGGUCGUCAUGGCGGUAACAGUACUAUUGGACGAAGUUUUGAGUUGUAUGGAACGACUGGAUCAUCUAUGAAAUCACAGAGGUCGUAUAACAAUCGACCGCGCAUGGGAGCGUCGGCUAUUGUCACAAAUCUCUAUGACUAUCACGGAACAAUGGUGUCUGAUACUGUUACUGCUGUUCACCUUCAGUCGACUCUACCACGAAACAGAGUGACAACCAGUUGGAAUUAUAAAGCGAAUGGGAAUAAUACCACCACAUCCUCACCGCCACCCCGCCGGUGGCAAAAAAAUUAUCCACAUCUAGUGAAGUCAACCGAAUCUCACUCUUCGCCUACCACUGAUCUAGCCAAUAUGAACCGGGUGCUGAUAAAGGCAUCGGACAAUAAUUGUAAUAAUAAUCAUACUUGGUCAGCAGCAACAGCAACUGAUGAUAUUGACGAAGCAGAGUUUGCUAGACAAAUUCACGCUAUUGUCCAUGAAAGUAACCGACAUUUAUAUCCUGAAUAG
Heterobilharzia americana is the source of this 696-nucleotide messenger RNA. Lineage: Eukaryota; Metazoa; Platyhelminthes; Trematoda; Strigeidida; Schistosomatidae. The record is from the annotation of a GenBank genome assembly.